Molecule: messenger RNA, 3204 nt
Organism: Schizosaccharomyces cryophilus OY26
Lineage: Eukaryota; Fungi; Ascomycota; Schizosaccharomycetes; Schizosaccharomycetales; Schizosaccharomycetaceae
Product: hsp60-like protein
Exons: 1
Coding region: 289-2031 (580 amino acids)
Biological process (GO): protein import into mitochondrial intermembrane space; protein refolding; mitochondrial unfolded protein response
Cellular component (GO): mitochondrial inner membrane; mitochondrial matrix
Molecular function (GO): protein-folding chaperone binding; ATP binding; ATP-dependent protein folding chaperone
Source: RefSeq, a predicted model, not a curated record
CGCUAUAUAAAGUCGGCUCAAGCACCAUUUUUCCAUCGCAUAUAUCCAGGAAUAUUGCUUGUAAGCAAGAAAAAAAAUUAUUUAGUGUCAGUCUGUAAGGGGCUUUGGCAAACAAAACAUACCUAUAAAUUGGAACAGCGUGCUUUUUCAAAGCCAUUUGUCUUCUUGGAAUCAUUUAUCAAGGAAUUAUCUCAAUACCGAAAAUAUUUGCAUUAUCAGCAUUUUUACUCUCCUCAAUUAGUUUUUUAUAAUUUUUGACUUCAUUUUACAUUACUAUUUUUGUUAACCAUGGUUAAUUUUCUCACUUCUAAUUUGAUGCGUCCAUUACGUAUCGCUGGACGCCGUAUUCCUGGUCGCUUUGCUGUUUCUCAAGCUCGCUUUUACGCCAAGGAUUUGAAGUUCGGUGUAGAUGCACGCGCUUCUCUCCUUUCUGGUGUCGACACUUUGGCUAGUGCCGUUUCUGUUACUUUGGGUCCCAAAGGUCGUAACGUCUUGAUUGACCAAGCAUUUGGCUCUCCAAAAAUCACUAAGGAUGGUGUUACCGUUGCUAGAAGUGUUAGUUUGAAGGACAAGUUUGAAAACCUUGGUGCUCGUCUGGUACAAGAUGUUGCCAGCAAGACCAACGAAGUAGCCGGUGACGGUACCACUACUGCUACUGUGUUAGCUCGUGCUAUCUUCUCUGAAACCGUUCGUAACGUUGCCGCAGGUUGCAACCCCAUGGAUCUUCGUCGUGGUAUUCAGCUCGCUGUGGAUAAUGUUGUGGAAUUCCUCCAGGCUAACAAACGUGAUAUUACCACUGCUGAGGAAAUUUCUCAAGUCGCUACCAUUUCUGCUAAUGGUGACAAGCACAUUGGUGAAUUGCUCUCCAAGGCCAUGGAACGCGUCGGCAAGGAAGGCGUUAUCACAGUCAAGGAGGGUCGUACUAUCAGUGAUGAACUCGAAGUAACUGAAGGUAUGAAGUUCGACCGCGGCUACAUUUCUCCUUACUUUAUGACCGACGUCAAGUCUCAAAAGGUUGAAUUUGAAAACCCCUUGCUUCUUUUGUCCGAGAAGAAGAUUUCUGCUGUUCAAGACAUUUUGCCCGCUCUUGAACUUUCUGCUCAACAACGUCGCCCUCUUGUCAUCAUUGCUGAGGAUGUCGACGGUGAAGCUCUCGCUGCUUGCAUUUUGAACAAGCUUCGUGGUCAACUUCAGGUUGUCGCCAUUAAGGCUCCUGGCUUCGGUGAUAACCGCCGUAACAUGCUUGGUGACUUGGCUGUCUUAACUGACAGUGCUGUCUUUAAUGACGAAAUUGAUGUUUCUAUUGAGAAGGCUCAACCUCAUCACUUCGGUAGCUGCGGUUCCAUUACCGUCACCAAGGAAGACACCAUUAUUAUGAAGGGUGCUGGUGAUCACAUCAACGUUAAUGAGCGUUGUGAACAGCUCCGUAGUGUUUUGGCCGAUCCUAGCCUCAGCGAAUAUGAAAAGGAAAAAUUACAAGAACGUUUAGCUAAAAUGAGUGGUGGUAUUGCUGUUAUUAAGGUUGGUGGCUCUUCCGAAGUUGAGGUUAAUGAGAAGAAGGAUCGCAUCAUUGAUGCUUUGAACGCUGUCAAGGCUGCCGUUUCCGAGGGUGUUCUCCCUGGUGCUGGUACUUCUUUCGUUAAGGCUAGUCUUCGUUUGAAUGAAAUCACACCCGCUAACUUUGAUCAAAAGUUGGGUGUGGAUAUUGUUCGUAAGGCUAUUACCAGACCCGCUCAAACUAUCCUUGAGAACGCCGGUUUAGAAGGCAAUUUGAUUGUCGGAAAGCUUAAGGAGUCAUACGGAAAAGAAUUCAACAUUGGUUAUGAUAUUGCUGAAGAUCGCUUCGUUGACUUGAACGAAAUCGGUGUUCUUGACCCUUUGAAGGUUGUCCGCACCGGUUUGGUUGAUGCUAGUGGUGUCGCCUCCUUAAUGGGUACUACCGAAUGUGCCGUUGUUGAUGCCCCUGAGGAUUCUAAGCCUGCCAUGGGUGGUGGACCUGGUGCCAUGGGUGGCAUGCCCGGAAUGAUGUAGAGCUCUUAAGAGUUUCUGUUUGCAUCUUCGACUUAAUUUUUUUCUUCGGAAUUAAAAUUUCAUUUAAUCUCGUCCGCAUAUUUAAUAAUUAAUCUUGGACAAUCUGAUGAUAAAGUUUGCUCAACGACGCAACGAUUUAUGAUUUGAGAAAAGUCUCAUUGAAUAAUGAUGCCGAGUAUGUGUGUUCCUUUUGGAAAUUUUUUCUAAUUUUAAAGAGUGGUUAAUGAUUUUCUGUUUUUUGUUAAUGAACGGCAUUCAUUCAUUACAUUUAAGCCAGUUAAUGCGUUUCUCAUUGAUUGGCAGAGAAUCUAUUUACUCAUUCAUUCUGUAAUAUAUGAUUCUUUCUUUUAUAAAUGGUAUUCGAUAGUGAUUUACGUCGAUUUCCUUGAAUAUGGGUUUAACCAGUGACUUAUGGAAAUCGCUUUGCUUUUUUGUUUGAUUUGGAAACGAAUAAAGAAUAGCCCCUUGCUAAUUGUUUUGGCUAUCCUAUGAAAAUGUUUUAGUAUGCUAAUAUAUAUACAGUACCUGAAAGUGAUGAAACAUAUACGGAUUAUUAAUAUAUCCGAGAGCGCAUAAAACUCAUGUGGAUAAUGCCGUUGCCUUCCUUCUGAUUCAGGUCUGUAUAUAUUAUGGUUAUUAGAACAUAUUAUAGGAUAGUCAGGAUAGCUAGCGAAAGUGCGAUUCUUACUGUUCCAUUUCUAAACAAGAAAGUCUGAGGGUUUUCGUAGGUUUAUGUAGUAGUGUAUUUUCGUAGAUGUGAAAGUGUUAAGAGUAGCUUGUAGCCUUACUAGUAGUUUUCAUGAAAGUUUAUUGCUCGUAUGAGGAAUUUUGCUAAAUGGUUAGGAGUUGAUGGUUAUUACUUUGAAGAUGAGAAUGCUAAAACUGGAUUAUUGGGAUAUGUCAUGUUUACAACAAGCCUUUGUAGGCAGCUGACAUUCUUUACGAUUUGCUUUUCAAAUUUCAAGCAACAGUUGUUCUUCACAAACCAAAGUUCUAUCUAUAGCUUACAAAGUGAGAGCUACCGGUUGCGGCUUAUUAAUUUUCGGUCCCGUGUGUCGAAAGAAAAUAGUAAAGAAUAAUAUUACGAAACGCAUAGACGUUAUUGACUAAUAAGGAUGCCUGGUAAUGAGUGUUGUAUGCUAUGUUCUCAGCGUGACCUUUUAUAAAUUCAUU